UCAGUCUCAGCUUAUGGGCUGUUACUAAAGGUAAAAAUCAUUCUCCUAAGAGCUCAGACAUGUUGUUAAUGAAAUAGUCUGCCUGUAAUGGGAUGCUUUUCAGUUUCAGAAACAACAGCAUAAAAUUGUUGUAUCAUGUUGCUCGUAUGAAGCCUAAUAUGAGAGAAUAAUCAAUUACUUUCCUUGGCUUAAAUGACCUGUCAGAGGAGGCAUUUGCAUUAAAACUAAUGCUUGUCAGCAGCACAAAUGCUGAAAGGUGGAAAGCUUUUGGUGCAAAUAAUAAUUUUUUGAGCGAGAAAGACUCUGGAAAGUGUCAGAAUCACAUCUCUGUGUUUGAUGUUACCGUGAUGAGUUUGGCAAACUGGGCAAAAUAGAAGAUCCUGAAAUUGUUCCCACGGAGUCUGAGGGAGGCCUGUAUGUGUGUAUGAACACAUUCCUGGGCUUUGGUCGAGAACAUGUGGAGCGACAUUAUCGCAAAACAGGACAGAGCGUUUACAUGCACCUCAAACGGCACGUCAAAGAGAAAGCCACAGGAGCUGCUGGAGGCGGCGCCAUCCCCAGAAGAAGAAAUGGAAAAGUGUUUCUAGAUUUAGAGCUGAACCGUGAUUUUAACGGGGAGGACUACGAAUACGAGGAUGAGGCCAAGCUCGUCAUUUUUCCAGACCACUUCGAGAUCCCCUUACCAAAUAUUGAGGAGUUGCCCGCUCUGGUGACCAUCGCCUGUGAUGCAGUACUCAAUGCACCAUCAGCUUACAAGAAACAGGAGCCUGAGUCCUGGGAGGAGGAGAUCCAGGUGUCUCGACAUGCCAGAAGCCUCAGACAGCUGGAUAACGGGGUCAGGAUCCCACCCAGUGGCUGGAAGUGUCAGAAGUGUGAGAUGAGAGAGAACCUGUGGCUGAACCUGACAGACGGAGCAGUGCUCUGUGGGAAGUGGUUCUUUGAUGGGAGCGGUGGUAACGGCCAUGCGCUGGAGCACUACAGAGAGACCAACUACCCUCUGGCUGUCAAACUGGACACCAUCACUCCAGAUGGAGCAGACAUCUAUUCGUUUGAGGAAGAAGAAGCUGUGUUGGACCCGCACGUAUCAGAGCACCUGUCACAUUUUGGAAUAGACAUGCUGCAGAUGCAGAAAGGAACAGAAAACGGGCACCACACAGACAAUAAGCCCCGGCCGCGGGUCAGCGAGUGGGAGGUGAUCCAAGAGUCGGGCAUGAAGCUGAAGGAGGUGUACGGCUCUGGUUAUACAGGCAUCAAAAAUCUGGGAAGCAGCUGCUACCUUAGUACGGUAAUGCAGGUCCUCUUCAGCAUCCCAGACCUCCAAAGGAUGUAUGUGGGUAACCUUCAGAGGAUAUUUGACUACUCACCUCUUGACCCCACCCAGGACUUUGCAACUCAAAUGGCUAAACUGGGACAUGGACUGCUUUCAGGCCAGUACUCCAAACCGCCCAUGAAAUCUGAGCUCAUUGAACAGGUGAUGAAAGAAGAAUACAAGGUGUUAAACUGGCACCAGCAGAAGGGCAUCUCUGCUCGAAUGUUGAAGGCUCUGGUCAGCAGGGGACACCCAGAGUUUUCCUCCAACAGACAACAAGAUGCUCAUGAAUUCCUCCUGCACAUGAUCAACCUGGUGGAGAGGAACAGCGCAGGCUCAGAGAAUCCAAGUGAUGUGUUUCGCUUCCUGGUGGAGGAGCGAGUUCAGUGCUGCCAGACUCGUCGUGUCCGUUACACUCAGCGGGUUGACUACUGCAUCCAGCUGCCCGCUCCAUUUGAGGCCGCCAGCAAUCGAGAGGAGCUACUUGCAUAUGAGGUCAAGCGUAAGGAAGCAGAAGAGAACAUGCGUCCCCCUCCUGAACCAGUGAGAGCGCGGAUCCCUUUCACUGCUUGUCUGCAGGCCUUCACAGAGCCGGAAAAUGUUCCUGAUUUCUGGAGCUCGGCACUGCAGGCCAAGUCAGCUGGAGUCAAAACUUCCCGAUUUGCCUCGUUCCCAGAGUAUCUGGUGGUGCAGAUUAAGAAAUUCACAUUUGGAGUUGAUUGGGUGCCGAAAAAACUAGAUGUGGCCAUUGACGUUCCCGACUUCCUGGAUCUGAACCGGCUCCGAGCCACGGGGCUGCAGGCAGGUGAAGAAGAGCUGCCAGACCUCAUGCCUCCCAUUGUUUUACCCGAAGACACCAGAGAUAACUCCAUGAGCUCCUUGGACUCUCCAGAAAUAGACGAGGCUGCAGUAAUGCAGCUGGCGGAGAUGGGCUUUCCGCUGGAGGCCUGCAGGAAGGCGGUGUACUACACGGGGAACAUGGGCCCUGAGAUGGCCUUCAACUGGAUCAUAGCCCAUAUGGAAGAGCCAGACUUUGCAGAGCCGCUCACUCUGCCUUCCAUGAUUGAUCCCGGCCCCUCCGCCGGUGACAGCCCCACGGGCGCCGCCCCGCUGGGCAACUCACCCCCCGAGGAGAGCAUUGCCAUCCUUACUUCAAUGGGCUUUCCCCGCACUCACAGCAUCCAUGCGCUCAAAGCCACGAACAAUAAUCUUGAACGAGCUCUCGACUGGAUCUUCACCCACCCGGAGGAGGAGGAGAGUGAUGCCCUUUCAGACAUGGCUGACACAGAGCCCAAUGACAACGCCUUCUCCAACGCCAACUCGCACAGCGACUCCACGCUGUCCCCAGACGGAGACGCGUCGGGCCCCAGAGUCAAAGACGGACCAGGACGAUAUGAGCUCUUUGCCUUCAUCAGUCACAUGGGAGCGUCCACGAUGUCUGGACAUUAUGUUUGUCACAUCAAAAAGGAGGGACGGUGGGUGAUCUACAACGACCACAAAGUGUGUUUGUCAGAAAGACCUCCAAAGGACUUGGGCUACAUCUACUUUUACCAUCGACUGUCGAGCAGUUAAACCGCUGCUCGCUGCGCCCGUGUCCUUUAAAUAACCACAGACCCAGAAGACUGGCAGACAACUGUGACGGCCUCAGUGGGAACGAUGGGAUAACCUCUCCGACCAGCUGCUUGCCUUAUUGUGAUGUCAUUCUGGAGCAACCAGGAACUCUGGUCAGAAGGGAAAGCGAUGUGCUUUUUGUGUAUUAGUGUUAUGCUUUAAAUGUGUAUACAUCAAUGUUUGUGUUCAAAGAAAGAACAUGUCUUUACAGUGUUGGUACAGAGGGAUCUGUGCAAUUUCUACGAAACAACGCCACAUAUCAAAUCUCAGUCUUUCUCCUCUUCUCUGCCUUCAGUCACUGUGCCGUUUUUUCUUUUUUCCCAAAGUGGUGCAUUUUAUAAAUGUGUACUUAAGUGCAGUGCUUCACUGCCAGCCCUGCUCUGAAACUGCAACAACAAACAAGAAGUUCCUGCGCUGCAGGUGGCUUUGCAUUGGGAAUGUUUUUCAUCCUGAGAAACUGGAAAGAGAUGAGGAGCGCGAUGCUCCUUCAACAGUGCAAUCCCAAGUGCGUAAAACAUUAGAAAUAUGAAGCGGAGCAUAAUUCACUAAGAAUGGAAAGGUUUUGGUUUUCCACACAUGGAAGUCACCACGUGAGUUUCAGAGUGAUAAAUGGGUAUUAACUAGAUUUGUCCUGGUUAUGCUCGAGGUCGACGCAUACGUUUGUCACAUUUAAUGAAAAACCUUCAACGCUCUGAUGCGCCGGCUGAGCUGUCAGGAUAUUAGUGUCAUUUCUGUCCCUGUUGCACUUUCUUGACUUUUUCCUGUACCUGCACUGUACUCGCCAAUCACAAACUACCAGAGCUCAUGUCUGAAGUGCGGCACUGCCAAGGAGAUUAUAUUCAUUUGAUUCGAUCUAAUUAAGGCCAGCCUGGCUGUCCAGUCGUCCCUGCUCAGGGAGGUUACAUAGUAACGUUAUGUACACUUUUGUGUACAUAAUUUUUGCUCAAAAUGCAAAAUAUCUGCAAACUCGACAUAACUGUUACUCGGCUGCACCUGGCUCACGUUGGUUCUUUUAUCACUCUGACAGAUUCGGACUGUAACCCAGAAGCUAAAGCGAUUGUUUCAGGCCAUGUAAGUUUGAAUGUUUUUGUCGAGAGCAAUAUGCACUAAUAACCAAAUCUGCUGUUGAACAGCUGUAUGAGAACAGCUGUACAGUGACCCGUACCUCCUCUGAAUGUAUACACUCGUGGUGCUCGCUGCAAACAAAACACUCAGACAUGACUGUGAUGCUACAGCUGGCCACUCUGUAGGGCCUGGUGCUGGUCUAGCCACCAGCUCUCUGCUUUGCUCACUUAUCUGCUCAGUAAUAUUCAUAAUGUACAGGAUGGAUUAAACACUGUGCUCUUGACUGUCAGUAUCUCCAUACUUGGCUUCAUAUCUUUAUUUUUAUUCAUCUCGGAGAGCGCGGUCUGCUUCCGGGAGCAUAUUUGAAGGUGGAGUUCUGCUCAAAUUAAUCGUAAUUUAUCAAACGUUGAAUUACAGUUAAUUAUUUUAGGCUCUCGUACUCAAAGGGAAGACGUGCUGUUGACAAAGAGAGUAGAAAAGCAAAGCAGAACAGCACCACGAUGGGUUCUACGGGCGUUUUUCAUUGACACAGACAAAAAACACAAAUGUAAUUUAUAUAAUAAAUCCAUAUGACUCCCCUUUAACAACACCGUGCCUCGAUUUCCCUGAGCAAAUCUUAGCCUCUUACCAGAUAAACUGUUUGUCUAUGCAUUGGGGAAUACUAAACAUCUCUAUGCAAGUCUUGUGUUUGUGCCACUCGUCGUUGCUGAGUGGGUGACAAGCUUUUGCCUAAUGAUGGGUAAACGUCUCUGCUCCUCUCGUUGUCCCGGCUCGUUGCCGUCUUUGUAUUUCUGUCCUCUUCUUUCAGCUUUCCCUCCAGCUCGGUCGCUUCCAUUCUUCUCUACCUUGUUUGAAACGUAAUGGUUCAUUUUGUCAUUUAAAAAACUGUCAGCAUGUUAACUAGAGAUUGACAUUUAGUCAUUUGGGUUGUACCGUUGUACUCUUGUGAGCUUCAUUCUCUUUUUUUUUGUGCCAGUUCUGUAGUUUUCAUUUCAGAGCUCUCCUUGAACUGAUUAUUUUAAGCUGACUUUUGUAAUGUAUCCAAAUAUGGCUUAGGUGUAUGUGAACAGAGUCAUGGCAGUACAGUGUACCAGUGGCACUGUUUACUUACGAUGUUUGGAUAAUUUAAUAAACGACAUGUUUGUUGAGA
Molecule: messenger RNA, 5135 nt
Organism: Pelmatolapia mariae (spotted tilapia)
Lineage: Eukaryota; Metazoa; Chordata; Actinopteri; Cichliformes; Cichlidae
Gene: usp13
Product: ubiquitin specific peptidase 13
Exons: 21
Coding region: 425-2881 (818 amino acids)
Biological process (GO): protein deubiquitination
Molecular function (GO): zinc ion binding; protein binding; cysteine-type deubiquitinase activity
Source: RefSeq, a predicted model, not a curated record